UUAGCAGCAUCCAACGGCCCGCGCGAGUGCACAUCUCGGUGCAGUGCUUCCUGUCGUCGAAGGAUUUUUUUUCAGUGGUGCCGAAACGGUAACUUCCCGUUCGUCACGAUGCUUUGGAUUUUCCUCUCUGGAUUGCUAACGGGAUUGGCGUUGGAACCGUGCGGCGCGCAACAGGCGACAGGUUCAAAAUUUUCAUGCGAUGGAAGGGGUUCUGGGUACUACGCUGAUGUAGCUUCAGGAUGUCAGGUGUACCACAUGUGUGAUGGACUUGGCAGGCAAUUCAGUUACACCUGUCCAAACGCCACCCUCUUCCAACAAAGAAUGCUCAUAUGCGACCACUGGUAUAUGGUGAACUGCAGCAGGGCUGAGGACGAUUAUAGUGCUAACCUUCUAAUAGGACAGCAAAAGCCAUUUGUUGAAGAUACUGGAUCUAACCCAUUCCAUCGAACCCCUCGGCCUGAUUUAUUGACUCACCCAUCCAGUGAAUCCGAGUACAACAUAAUUUACAGGACUGGAAAGGAGCGUGAUAAAACUCGUACAAACAUAGUUGGUGCUGAACAAGAAAACGAACAAUCAGCAGACAGUGAUGAACCAACUUAUUUCCCUCCCAGUCAUUGGUCUACAGCUUACUCUUCCCAAACUUCUACCGUCAGGCCUUUUAGGGAUAAUAAUGAAAAUCGUAGGAUUUUAAAUCAGGGUAGCAAAACUAUCUCUUCUGGGAAGAAAACAAGGGGAAAACCAAAGGCUAUCAAUUUUGGUUCUUCCAAUAGAAAUGGUAACAACUUUGAAAAUUCACCAAAGUAUAAAAAUGAAGGAAAAUAUAAUGCAGCUCCAACUGCAGUACCUGUAAGUUACAGAUCCAAUUUUAGAGCUACAACACCAGUCUUUCCCGUAAAGGUAGAGGAAUCAUCUGAACCUCCAAAUGAUGUGGGGGUAUUACCCCCAAUUCCUUACAGGAACACAAAAACCAAAAACAGAAAUUCGCAAACUGAUCAAACACAGGUUAAUUUUAAAUCCAAUUUCCCAGCAACCACCCCAGUAUUCCCCUUAACGGUGGAGGAUAGUUCGGCCGCUCCCAAUGACAUCGGAAUAUUACCGCCUAUUCAACAAACAAGUAGACAAGCUAGAAACAAAACAAGUAGGAGACCUCAGGUUAAUUUUCAGUCCAACUUUAAAGCUACGACUCCUGUAUUUCCUUUGACAGUUGAAGAGGCAUCUGAAACUCCGAAUGACCUUGGGAUACAACCACCUGAAAAAAAUGAUGUAACAACAGAAAACACACCCCAAGUAAAUUUCAAAUCAAACUUUCCAGCAACCACGCCAGUUUUUCCCUUAACAGUAGACGAUUCAUCAGUAGCACCAAGUGAUAUAGGAAUACUACCGCCAGACUCAAAUGAAAAAAUAAAGAAUAAUAUUAACAUGCAAACCGAAGUCCAAGUCAACUUCAAAUCUGAUUUCAAGGCUACGACUCCAGUGUUUCCAGUCACGGGUGAUGAUUCAUCUGUAGCGCCUAGUGAUCUUGGAAUACUGCCACCUGAAAACGGCCAAGUCAAUUUCAAAUCAAACUUCAAAGCUACAACUCCGGUUUACCCCAAAUUUGUUGAACCUAAGGAAAAAAUAGAAAUUUCAAAUGUCCCACUUCAGAAAGAAACUCAUGUUAACUUCUACUCAGACUUUAAAGCUACCACUCCAGUUUAUCCUAAAUCUGUUGAAGCAACAAGUCCGGAUCCAGGAGAAGUAGGGUUAUUGCCGCCACAAUCCAAUGGUACCAGACCGCAAGAAGCUGAGGAUACUCCUAGUUCAAAUGAGGCAGUGCCUGAUAUACUGCUAUCACUUGUGCCUCCUGAGUUUGAUCCAAACUUUGAGAAAACCCACGAGAAUAUUGAAACAACACCAUCAGAACCAUCUAUGUUUUAUCAACCUCCGAAAUUCGACCCCGAUUUCACCGAGUCCGAUUCCCAGUCAAACGUUAAGCUAGGAAUCGAAAUAGAAAAUAUUAUGAAGUCUUUAAGCAAAGAGCAAUGGCAAAAUAUACGACAGCGGUUCCAUAUACCUGAAUACGAGUUUCCUUUAGAUGAUGCUACUAGGCCUAGUUACGACAGUAUUGCCAAUUCGUUUGGGAAUAAGCGAUAAUACUGAAGAUAUUUAGUUACCCUCAACGAGAUAUGGCAAAAUUUAGUGAAGUGUGAAGUGGUACAAACUUAUUUUCUAAUACAUUUAACAAAUCAAAAGACAUGAACUGUAAAUAAGAAGUAAUGCUAAAAUAAUUAGUUAUGCACUUUAAAUUUAAUGAACAAUAUUUUUUGCAAAUAUAGUAAAAACGUAAUGAUGGCCAUAUACCAAGAAAAUUAGUAAAGUAUGAAAUUGAAUUGUAGUUUUUAAUAUUCAUAGACCAUUUAUCUAGAAGCCCAAGUAUUCAGAAAAA
This is a messenger RNA of Anoplophora glabripennis (Asian longhorned beetle), 2425 nucleotides long. RefSeq lists its product as uncharacterized. Gene Ontology annotation, cellular component: extracellular region. The transcript is spliced from 5 exons. Lineage: Eukaryota; Metazoa; Arthropoda; Insecta; Coleoptera; Cerambycidae. Gene Ontology annotation, molecular function: chitin binding. The record is from RefSeq and is a predicted model, not a curated record. The coding region runs from base 109 to 2133 and encodes 674 amino acids.